AAGGCGAUAAAUAAACAGAAGUAAAUUUUAAUUAUUCAAUCAUGAGUUUAAACAGCAUUUUAGCGAAUCCGGCUUUGAAAGAUAAGAAAGAAUUGGAGUUGAACGAAGAAUGGAACAACUUCGUGAAGAGAAUAGGGGAGGUUUCGGGGCUUGUGAAGGAUAUGGCUAGCGGAGACAAGGCAAAAGCUGACGCAGCCGCCGCGCUGGCCGACCAGUACCUUAAGGGGAAGGUUAUACUCGAUGAAGACGUGGAAAUGAAGGUUAAAUGCGAUCGUACUGUGAUUAAUGAAAAGGCGUUUCGGAGUAUGGAGAAUGAGAAGGGUGAAAUAGACAAAGACGCAUGGAUGGCAGAAGUAAGCAAGGACGCAGAGAUGCGUUUCCAAGACAGGAAAGUUCGCCGCGAACGCGCCGACACACUCAAGACUCAAGCUGUAAAGGCUUUCAACAGGGGAGAGUACGAGAAAGCCCUGUCUUGCUACAAUCGCGCUUUGGAGCAAGUCAGAGACAAUCCCAUGCUGUAUUGUGACCGUGCGCUUACUAAUAUCAAGCUGGGAAAUUUUGAAAAGGUAUUCAAAGACUGCGAAUGGGCCCUGAAGUUGAACGAGAACAGUUUCAAGGCGCGCCUCUACACCGCCAAAGCCUACAAAGAGUUGGAAGAGACGGAGAAACUGGAGGAAUGCCUGGUGGGGCUGAGAGAGAAGUUCCCGCAGCAUGAGGAUCUGGUGCAGUACUUCUUGGAGAAGAAGGAAGAUAAACAGGAGGAUGAAGACGAGGAUAAUCAGUAAUUUUUUUGAGGUAGCCCCGUUAUCAGACAAGGCUAAGGCUGCGGAUAUGAGAUAAAUCAAGCAAUCGUUGAUAAAAUCAGGUGGUUAUUUUUUUCAUGAAUCAGUAGCACCAUUUGUAAUUCAGUUCUUCGCUAUGCUGGAUUACAAUUUACAACUAAUCAAGUGGCUGAAAUCUCUCAUCUCCGCUCUCUUCGCCUUUUUGGUAAGGCAGCCUAGGGCAGGUGAGCUGAAGUGAGUAAUUCUGUUUUUCUCCUAUAAUUCUGUUUCAGUCCUAUAAUUCCUAUAGGUAUUGGCUGGGUUUUUUAUUACCUACUUUUUUAAUUCGGUCAACCUAAGAGACCGAGCGAAUGCCAUCGCCAAGUCACUUAACAUGCGGGUCGCCAACUCACGCCAACGUUGUGUAUAAGUCGCAUACAUAUUUCAAAUGUAGCGCCUAAUUAUGUAUUUCUGUGUAGACUUUUACUGCUUGUUUCGAAACUGAUGCAUUUCAUAAUGUAAAAAAGUAUCCUGAUUAGUGUUCAUAAAUGAUUUAUACCCAUUAAUGACUA
This is a messenger RNA of Leguminivora glycinivorella, 1333 nucleotides long. RefSeq names its product tetratricopeptide repeat protein 12. Lineage: Eukaryota; Metazoa; Arthropoda; Insecta; Lepidoptera; Tortricidae. The record is from RefSeq and is a predicted model, not a curated record. Gene Ontology annotation, molecular function: protein binding. The coding region runs from base 42 to 785 and encodes 247 amino acids. The transcript has 3 exons.